AUGGCCAAAACUGUCUUCCAAUUGACAGGUGCAAGAGGAAGACUGAUCGACAAAUUGUCAGAUGAAGCACAAAUCAAGAUGACUUUGGCGAGUUCAGCAUUCAAAUCUGUGACAGAGAAGUUCCUCAGUGGAGAGAUCCAAAAUAAAACUUUACACCAAAUACUCCAGAGAAAACGAGAAUUUGUUGACUUGCUGAAGAUAGAUGGUCUCUGUGAUGAUGGUCGUUGUAAAGAUGACAGAAACAUGAGAAUGUUGCUGAGACUAAGAAAAGAUGAAGCGGAAGCUGUCUAUAGAGAUAAGGAGAUGGUCAAGGAUCUUCUACAAAUCUGCCAGGAGCUUCCACAACAUGUCAGAGUUGACUUCAAGGGAUUGGAUGAAAAACUUCAUCAGAACAUUGAGAUGAUGAAUCUGAAUGAAUUCAUGAAGGUUCACACGCUUGAUGGACAGACCUCUCAGGCAAUGGCGCAGGUCACUUAUUUCAACCUUUGUGAUAUCACCCGUCAAAUGGCUUCAGAACUGCAGGCCGUUAAAGACAGUGCAAUCUUCAAAAUGUGCUGGAUGAACCAAGUGGAAGAGUUGUCAAGAGACCAACCUGAUACAGAUGACACUGAACAUCUAAGGAACACAGAGGAAAUCUACACUCUCGACCUGGUCUACAGCAAAAUAUUCCAGAGCUGCUAUAGCAAGUAUAAAGGGCUUUAUGAUGGUCUUAAGAGUGGGGAACUGUUACUGGAGGAAAUAGACAGCAUCUUUGAAGACUAUAAAGGAAAUCACAAAGACUUGCAUAAAGAAUUAGACAUCAUGUGCGCAACAGAUCCGUCUGAUAACAGGAAAUGGAUCAGAGGAAGGAUUCAGCAGAUUCAACAGUACCAUGAACUUCAUCUCGCAAUGGAAUCUGCCAAAAUCAUCAUGGAUGUCAGGAACACAAUAUGUCCAGAAGGAGACUUCAGCAUACUGGAGAAACUGCUGCAAAUGAAUCAAGCAGACUUUAAGAAAAACAAACUGAAUUGCAUCGAUGAUACCUUCAUAAAGGCCAAACAGAUUCUGAUGGACAUUACAAAUGAUCGCAGGGAAUGUCUUCAGAAACUGAGUCACAGCCUAGAGUUCGUCCAGUGGGUUAAAAAAGAACUUGAAGAUAUCAAUGAGCUGAAAGUUUUUGUUGACCUGGCAUCCAUCUCUGCUGGAGAAAAUGACCUUGAUGUGGAUCGAGUGGCCUGUUUCCAUGAUGCUGUCCUUGGUUACUCAUCCAUGUUGUAUGGAUUGAAGCCGGACUCUGAUUUUGAGGCAUUCAAGGAGUCAUUGUCAAAAUUGUGGAAAGCACUUGAAAAUGACAGAAAUAUACCAACAAAGCUGCGGGAUACAGCACGGCAUUUGGAAUGGUUAAAGACUGUAAAGGUAAGCCAUGGAUCUGUAGAAUUUUCAUCGCUGUCCCUGGCUACAUCAAUCAACGAGAAAGGGAUAUACAUCAUCAAGGCCCCAAACCAGAAAAAGCUUGCUUUGGAGACUUCCCUAAUGCUGCAACUUCAGGAUGGACAUGAGAAAAACAUGACAUGCACCUAUGAGGACCUGAAAGAGUUGCAAAAUAAGCUUAUGCUCAUGUCUGGAAGAGGGGAACAAAAUCAGACUGAAGUCGAAUGCUUUGCUGAGGUGUUCGACAAUGUCCAAAGACUUGCCAGAGUAUUUGUAGACCUUUAUUCUGCAGGAAACCCACUCUUCAGAUGUUGGGAAGCUAAGAUUUAUUGCAAAACUCAGAGUGACCCAUGCAUCAUUAUGGAAAUCAACUUUUGCAAGACCCUGCAUCACAUCCAAGUUUGUGGAAGUCUAGUUGAACAACUUACAGCACUGUCCCAGAAGAUGGAGUUGUUUCUCGAUGACUGGAGGAACUUCAUGGACCAACAGAGAUCUGAUCACUACUACUUAAACUACUUUACAGCAGAACAAAUAUUCUACUUGUGCAGUGUUCUCACUCCAACAGAUGUUAAUGCAGAAAUAGAGGACAGUGCUUUGAUGAUGUUCUCUUUUAUCAAACCAAACUGCACAACAACAGAUGUCUGGAGCACAUGGAGAAGGUUUCACAACCAAUUUGAACCUGGCAAAAGGACUAAUGAAGAUGUUUACUUUCAAAGUCACUUUCUCCAUCAGGGUGACAGCCAUAUGUCUUCAGCUAAUGUGAGUCACUUUACAGCCAAUGAUCCAGCAGACAAGGCAGACCAGACUGUUGGUUUGAAAGAACUGGAAGAGUUGUGGAAUAGAUACAUGAAGAAUGAGGGAAUAUUUUUUCAUGACCUUUUGGACAUAAGGAGUUUAGGGGGUUUGUUAAAAAUGAUGACUGUCACAGAAAACCAAAAUGAAAAUAAUUGGGAAGAACCAAUACUUUCAGAGACUGAAGACAAUUCACUCAGAAGAAGUCUUCCAAAAGGCCUCUCCCCAAACCAACCUAAUCUCAUAAUCUGCCCACACGAUGAGGUCCUGGCUUCAAGUAUCUGCUUGUACAUGACCAACUACUAUCAGCAACUACCAAGUUAUGAUGAGGUUCUUUUGUGUACGCCUGCAACUUGUUAUGAGCAGGUUGAGCUUUUCCUGAGGAGAUGUCUCACACCAGGGGACAUUGGCCAGAAGAUUUACACAAUGCUUUGGGCAGACCAACUAACCUAUGAUGUUAGCUGUGCGAUGGAGAAGUGUUUUCAGAAACUGUGUUCCAAGUUUAAACACCAUUACAUGCUAGUGAUCUAUUGUAGCUCUGACAGAGAGCACACUUACAUUCCUACUGCAUUCAGUCAGUUCAAAAGAGACUUUGUGCCACAAGAGCCAUUGGAAAGCAUGCAGACGUACUUGUCCAGGCAUUACACUCUCACCUCAGAUCACAAGAAUGCUGUGUUCAAAGGUGGCCAUUCUGUUGGCAUUGUUGCUUCCCGACGGGCAGGAGUAGGCAAGUCAUUGUAUGUCAAAAGAUUGUAUGAAAAGCUGGAAGGAAGUGUUGAACAAGGAACUGCAUUUAAGAAGUGCAUCCGAUUAACUGAACAUGAGGUGAAUGACCAAAAGGUUCUCCAGUCUUUGUACGAAACACCAAAGCAAAAAGAUCUCAAGGUGUUUCACUUUGAUGUCACAUCCUCGGUGCAAAAAGGCUUGAAUGAAUUCCUAUUCAAGCUUUUCUUUUUGCGGUACCUGAUGGAUUCAGAUGGACAGAUGUGGCGCUGCAGCCACAAACACUUAUACAUUAUUGAGUUACUGGAAUCCACACAUCAUCAGCCCAGAUAUGCCUCCAGAUCUGGACGAAAGGAAAACUUUGCAUUCUCAGACGUUUUCCCUAAGGUGUAUUGUCAUCCACCAAAGGAGGUUAUGGCUUUGGAAAUGAGGAGAGAGGAAAAUGCUGAUAUGGAGAGUGACGACCCCCUCAUGGAUGAUGAAUGUUUCAUGAGUGAAACUUAUCAAAGACCAUACCAGUACCUCACACGUUUUUACAACAAUGACAAUCUUGACAACUUCACAUACCGGGGCAAUGAAGGGACUCAUGCAAAGUGUCUUCAGAUACUCUUAAUCUACUGUGGCAUUAUAGAUCCAUCAUGGGCAGAGCUGCGUAACUUUGUCUGGUUUCUUAAUCUUCAGUUAAAAGACUGUGAGGAAUCAGACUUCUGCAAAUUUGAGUUUGUUGGAGACACUCUUCGUGGGUUCAAAAACUUUGUGGUUGAGUUCAUGAUCUUGAUGUCCAAAGACUUUGCAACCCCAUCACUAUGCAUCACUGACCAGAGCCCAGGGAGGCAACAAAUUGACAUUAGUGGGCUAAAUGAAAGAGACUUAGCUCCAUUCCUCGUUAGAAAAAGGUGGGAAUCUGAACCACAUCCGUACAUCUUUUUUAAUGAUGACCACAUGUCGAUGACUUUCAUUGGGUUUCACCUUGAGCUCAAUGAGCAGAAUGGGGUUGAUGCCAUAAAUCCCUUGACAAGGGAAGUGAUUAAGAGAAACAUCAUGACCCAAGAGCUGUACACUGGCUUAAGACUUCAGAGAGUCCCUUUUAAUAGGGACUUUGAUCAGCUUCCUCGAGCUGACAAGAUUGAGCAUCUGUGUAGUGUGCUUGGCAUUAAGUGGCCAAUAGAUCCUGAUGAAACAUAUGAACUGACCACCGAUAAUAUUCUCAAAAUGAUGGCAAUCCAUAUGAGGUUUAGGUGUGGCAUCCCGGUCAUCAUAAUGGGUGAGACAGGAUGCGGUAAGACAAGGCUCAUUAAGUUCAUGUGUGAAUUGAGAAGGUGCGGAGCACCCGCAGAAAACAUGAAACUGGUCAAGGUUCAUGGAGGAACUACAUCAGAAAUGAUACAUGAAAAGGUGAAGGAAGCAGAAACUCUUGCAAGAACCAAUAAAGAGAAUCAUGAAUUUGAUUCAGUUCUUUUCUUUGACGAGGCAAACACCACGGAAGCCAUCAGCAGCAUCAAGGAAAUUGUUUGUGACAACUCUGUGCAGGGACAACAACUCGGCUCUCAAACAGGACUACAGAUUGUUGCUGCGUGCAACCCCUACAGGAAGCAUACAGACAAGAUGAUUGAAAGGCUUGAAGCAUCUGGAUUGGGCUACCGGGUCAGGGCUGAGGAGACUGACGACAGACUUGGCUCCAUCCCUCUUCGCCAGCUUGUGUAUCGUGUUCAUGUGUUACCUCCCAGCAUGAUUCCUCUCGUAUGGGACUUUGGGCAGCUCAAUGACUCAACAGAGCAAAUGUACAUUGAACAAAUAGUGCAAAGACAGGCGAAGGCCAACUUGAUUGACGCGCAUUAUAUUCCAACUAUAACUAAGGUUUUGUCAGAAUCACAAAAGUUCAUGAGGAAGAGGAAAGAUGAAUGCAGCUUUGUCAGUUUGAGGGAUGUUGAACGUUGCAUGCAGGUGUUUGUGUGGUUCCACAAAAAUCAUCCCAUGUUUGCUAGGGAACUGAAAAAGUUCCUUCAAGAGCAAAAUCAGAGGAAGAAAAAUGCAAACAGGUUUCAACCUGCCAGUGACAAAGUAAUCUGGUCACUCUUGAUGGCCACUGGAGUGUGUUAUCAGUCCUGCUUGGAAGACAAAGAGUUAUAUCAGAGCACUGUCAGUCAGUUGCUUCCUCAUGAAUACAACACAAAAAGAUUACUGCAGGAAAUCCAACUCAUGCAGGACCUCCUACUCAAUGGUGUACCCAUGGGUAAGACAAUAGCCAGAAACGAGGCAUUGAAAGAAAAUUUCUUCAUGAUGGUGAUUUGUGUUGAGCUAAGAAUUCCUUUGUUUAUUGUUGGGAAGCCAGGGAGCUCCAAAUCACUGUCCAAAACCCUAGUUGCAGAUGCAAUGCAGGGCCCUGCCUCACAUUCUGAACUCUACAAGAACCUGAAGCAGAUACAUCUGGUGUCUUUCCAGUGCAGCCCUCAUUCCACUCCUGAAGGAAUCAUCAACACAUUCAAACAGUGUGCCCGCUUUCAGGAAAGCAAAAACUUGGAUGAAUACAUUUCAGUAGUUGUUCUGGAUGAAAUUGGAUUGGCUGAAGAUUCCCCUAAAAUGCCACUGAAAACACUUCACCCAUUACUGGAAGAGGGCUGUGUUGAUGAUGAGCCACAACCCCAUAAAAGGGUUGGGUUCAUUGGAAUUUCCAACUGGGCACUAGACCCUGCCAAGAUGAAUCGUGGAAUUUUUGUGUCCCGCGGAGAUCUAAAUGAGAAAGAGCUCAUCAAAAGUGCUAAAGGGAUAUGCUCGUCCGAUGAAAAGGUUCUUGAAAAGAUCAGACACCUCUUUGAGCCUUUUGCAAAAGCAUAUAUGACCGUAUGCAAAGAAGGCAGGGGUUUUUUUGGACUGCGGGAUUUCUACAGUCUGAUAAAGAUGGUAUUUUCAAUUACCAAAAUCACUAAUGAGAGACCCACUGCAGAUGAAAUCACUGGUGCAGUCCUGAGAAACUUCAGUGGAAAAGAUGAUGUAGAUGUGAUGGCCAUAUUCUGCGAAAAACUCAGAGAUGACUUUGCAAAUGCCAGCAUCACCACCAAUGAUUUGGUCAAUCAAAGCAUCUCUCCAGCUUGCCAAGUGGACCAAAGUCGUUACCUCUUGAUCCUGACAAAAAACUAUGCAGCUCUUCAAAUUCUCCAACAGAUAUUUUUCUCUCACAAAAUCCAUCCAGAGAUCAUCUUUGGGUCCAGUUUCCCAAAGGAUCAGGAAUACACUCAGAUUUGUAGGAACAUCAAUCGUGUCAAGGUUUGCAUGGAAACUGGACAGACAGUUGUAUUGCUGAACCUUCAGAAUCUGUACGAAAGUCUGUAUGAUGCUCUCAACCAAUACUAUGUGACCCUAGGAGGUCAAAAGUAUGUUGAUCUUGGAUUAGGAACACAUCGUGUGAAAUGCAGAGUUCACAAAACCUUCAGACUAAUAGUCAUUGAAGAGAAAGAGGUGGUCUAUAAGCAGUUUCCAAUCCCACUGAUUAACAGGUUGGAAAAACACUACCUUGACAUCAACACUGUUCUUAGAAAUGAGCGGAAGGACACUGCCAGACAACUACACGAAUGGGUUGAUAGUUUUGUUUCCUUAAGUAGUCAACACUCCAUAACAAAGCAAUAUGUUCCAAGUGAUGUCUUCAUCGGCUACCACUCUGACACAUGCUCCUCCGUGGUCUUGCAAGUAACAGAGAAUCAAAGUGCUGAAACAGAUGCUCAAACCAUUCUGGACAAAGCCAAAGACAUUCUGCUCAACUGUGCCACUCCAGACUCAGUUGUUCGUCUGGACAAAUCCAGACUUCCUGAUGAAGAAAGAGAACAUUUGAUGAAAGAAUAUGUAAAAGAGGAGAUGCACAGUUCAUUGGGAGACUACAUUAUCUAUCACACCCAGAAGGAACAGUCCUGCUUCUUCUUCACUGAGGUCACAACAUUUUCCAGGCUACUGACUGCAGCAGACACUCAUCAAUUGCAGAAUGUAACCAAACUUGAUGUCAGGCUGCUAUCACUGCAGCAGUUUGACACAGAGUACUCUUUCCUCAAGAAAAUCAGGGAAUUUCUUGGCUCAACACCUGCAGACAAAGUGCUCAUUAUCCAAACUGACUAUGUUGAAGACUCCCACAGCAGGAAUAUUCUUUCCUCAGCCAAGUAUUCAUGCAUCAACGAAAUAAACAAGUGGGACACUGCUGACAACAAACACACAAAACCAAAGGCAUUUGUGUACUUUGUCACCAAACUUCCUCGAAUCGAGGGUGGGACCUCCUAUGUUGGGUUUCAAGGCGGUCCUUGGAGGUCUGUUCACAUUGAUGAUCUUAGAAGAUCAAAAGAGUUUGUGUUUGAUGUUCAUUCCUUGAAAAAUCUACGCAUAAGUGAUCUUUUUGAAGAUCCUCCUGAGGCCAUGGAGACCGAAGACCACACCAGUGUGCCACAAAAUGAUGACUCUACUGUUUUGGGAGAUUUGUUUGAUACAACAGAUCUGAUGAGGAGCUGUGUGCAGAGUGCAGUGAGUAUGCUCAGAGAUGCAGCAGACAGUGGAGAACUCAGCACUCAUAGAGUUGUGAACCUGCUCACACUUCUGGAUGGAAGUCAGACAGAAGGUGUGUUUAGAAGCAUUGUGAGGAAACGUCUCCACUCACUGUUAAAGGAAUAUGAGGACAACAUCCCCAAUCCAAAAAGCUGGGUUCUGAGGGAGGCAUCUAAUGUCGAUGCUCUUCAAGAGGGGGGAACAUUCUUACACACACUGUGGAGGAAAAUCCAAGCAGUUGUUACUCCACUUCUAGCCAACUUGGUCUCAGUCAUCGACCGAGAUUGCAAUUUGGACCUUCUGCUGAAUGAGUCUGAUGACAUCAGGAGCCUAUGGCUUGAGAUAUUUGCGAGCAAAGAGAUGCUCUGUGUACCUUAUGUGACGAUGGAAAGCAACUCCACUGUCUUCAUGGUUCAAAGUCACAUCACAUUUGGCCACACCAUGCACUGCCUCCUGCCCUUCAGCUGGUGGAUCAAAGACUUCCUGGAUGGGCUCAUGAUGCAAACAUCCAGACAUGAAAUUUGUUCACCUGUACAUUUCCAAGAGUUGUUCUUGAACACUCGUCUUGGCAGUUACAUGGCUAAAAAUUUAAAUAAAAAAAUGAAGAAAGAAUUCUUCGAAAGGUACCUGCAGGAUUUUGUUUCCAUGACCAUGAACAUGGCAUCAGAUGAAGAAUUACAGCUCUUGUGUCUGGCCCUGGGAAGCUGCGUUGAGGAAAUACGCAGACAAAAAAGAGAUGAAACUGAGCUUUCCGUUUCUCACAUCCACAUCGCCUACCAUUUCUACCAAAGUCGUCUUCAGAACCUCUCACGAACGAUAUCCCUUCAGCCUGAGGUUGUUUCUCUUUUGCGAAGAAACCAGCACGUUAGAAAUUGUCCAGAUAUGGUUUUGGAUGUCCAUGCGGCCACAGCAUGCAUUGAAAGUCUGGGGUCUCCUAAUUUAGAUACUGAUGCUCUCUGCCAGCGCUGGCUGAAGCAGGUCAAGAGGCUUCAAGCCUCUUUGGAGUUGAUUUGUUCUCAACAGAACACCAGACAAUAUGGAGGACGAUGCAAAGAAAUAAUCCACGAUGUCAGUAAUGGCUGGAAGCGCAUCUACAUUCUCUCAUUGUUUGUGGAGCACAUGCUGCUGGGUUUCCACCAUGAGGACAAUCAGCUCAGAACACUUGUACUGAAUCAAAUUAAAACCUUAAGCAAGGUUCUGGAGGGAAACUCAGAUGUAAAAUCAAUGAAGGCUUUUCAAGCUGUGAUUAAAGUCCUCAAAGACUGUAAGCAGAGGGCAUGUGAUCAGGCUUUCAGGUUCGGGCUUCAGUGUACGGUGUGCAUGAGGGAGCCACAGGACCCUGUAGGGUUGCCAUGUCAUCACAUUUACUGCUCCACAUGCAUCAGGGCAAGCCUCGAUGCAGGACAGACUUCCUGUUCCAUUUGCAGGCAGGAGUUACCAAAUAACUUUCAGCCACAGGUGUCUGAAGAUAUCAGGGCUUCUAUCAAGAAAAAUGCAGAAUUCAGGCAGCGUUGCAAUGGCUUCUUCAUUGAUCUGCUCUCCACUGUGUGCUUCAAGGACAACACACCACCAGCCAGAGAUGUCAUCAAACACCUGUUGUCCUACCUGAUGGUUGAGACAGAACAUGAACAGAUUUACACCAAAGAUCUGUCGCCUUUUGACGAGUCACCAGAUAAAAAUCCAGUCGUGCGAUCUGUGAUCCUCAAGCUACUGCUGAAGUUCAGCUUUGAUGAAGUCAAGGAAUAUUUGCAGCAGCAUUUGUCAUCAGUGGAAGACAGCAGAUUUGUGGAUGAGGAGGACAAAGCACAGCUUUAUGCCCUGUACAUCAACUGCUUGGAGGACUCCAUGUGGGAGAAAAUGCCUCAGGAAGGCGACAAGGCUGAAGAGUUUAAGGCAUCCUUCAAUAAUGAGAUAAAAUUUAUACACUUCUUUUUGGCUGAAGUCACUUCUGUUCCAGCAACAGUGUCUGUUCAACAUCUGCAGCACAUCGCAAAAUUGCGUCUGUCCCUAACUGUGGCUGCCAAGCUCAUCAGUGACAGUCUGUCUGACUCUAAUGUCCCAGAUGGAGCAGAAGAUUUCCUGAACACGGUGAUUAAGCUCUGUGAGGACAGUGGGAAUGAUUGGUACCGUGUUUACCUGAUCCGCAAGCUCAGCGAAUGGAAGGGUGUUGAGUUUGUCCAGACGCUGGUGAAACAACAAGAGUUUACAUGGCUGUUCCCGAAAGAGAUCCUUCAGCAGAAUGAAGAUGGAGGCCAGAUGGACCAGUUUCUUGUGUAUGGAGAGGAAUACAAGGCGGUGAGGGAUGCAGUUGCCAAGGCAGUGGUGGACGGUGAUGUUGACCAAAUAGAAGAAGCCUGCGAGAAAUGCACUGUGCCACCAAGGAAUCGAACAAUGUUCGUCCUCCUGGCACUUUUCAGAGAGGUUACAACUCUGUAUAAAUCUGCAAAUGCAAGUCUUCAUCCAACCCCUGAGCAAUGCCAAUCAUUUGGAGAUCUCAUCCAGGGCUCAAGGUAUCUGCAUCAAAGAGAAGUAAGAGAUUUUGCUUCAGCCUUGGUUCACAACAGGUUGGGAGCUCUGGCCAUGUCUCCUGGUAAUACGCUUGGAGACAACACUGUCAUUGAGCUGACCAUCCAUCUGGCAGCCGUGCUGCUCACUGGGACUCACCUCCUGGUCAUGCCACUCAAGCAACUUGGUCUGCUUCCUGAAAAUAUGCAGGGGGCAUUUAUACCCACAAUGCCUGAUGACAUGCUAGCUGUUGCCCAGGCAGUCAUACAACAAGACUAUGGGCAGCUCACUUGGUAUAUGUGUCCAAAUAAUCAUCCAUGCUUUGUUGAUGAGUGUGGCCUGCCCAUGCAACGGGGCCGAUGUCUGGAGUGUGGCCAGGAGGUUGGAGGGGACAAUCAUUUAGCCUUGCCUGGAUUCAGACCAAUUCAGCUGCAGCAAGAUCACACAAGGCCUGGGCACAUCCUGGGAGACCCUGAGCGGAGAAACAACCUAGAUGCCCUGGACACCAAAAACAUGUCUCUGACUCCUUUCACUCUAGUCAGGCUGGUUACACAUUUGGCCAUGUUACUGGGAGCCUCAGAAAAGUCCCAGUUUGUCCAGCACAUCAUCCAGCCACCUGUGGAAGAUGUUAGUUUGUUUCUUGCUCUACACAUAAUGAAGGAUCUGGAUCAGCUGUCACAGGCACUGGGAAGAGGAGCUGACGACACUGUUACAACUGUCCACUUGGUGAUCAAAUCCCUGCAUGAGCUAGUGCAGGCCAGUCACUCUGGUAUUGAUCCUUCCCUAACAACCAAAGAGUCCAGAAACACCUGGGAGACUACUGUGGCUGCAGAUAUUAUGACACCUCAGCUGAGGGAUCUUGAUCAACUCCUGCAAGAUGCAAAGGGCAGCAUCAGGACUGACUCCCGUGUUUCUUCCAACUUUAUCAUGAGGACUACCUUCGGUGAUGAUUGCACCUUCCUGACGUCUCUGGCUCAGGGCUCUCAGGUCCACAGCUCAGCGGUUUGGAGCUGCAGAGAGAGGCUGUCAAUGCUCACCCUCACACACAUUGUGGAGCAGCAUGACCAAAAGGAGGAGCUGCCUCUUCUCUGGAGGUUCCUGCAGAAGGAGAGAGAAUUUCGGCAGAUUAAGUUCCUUCCAAACAUCUUAAUCCUGCAGAGACGCUUGGUGAGAAAUUUCCAGAACGCAUCUGACCAGAUUGUGGGCUCCAUCAGAGACUUCAUUGAAGGGCAAAGAGAAAUGAAGACAUGGUAUGACAAACACAUUGACAUCUUCCUGAAAACAUGGAAUCUACUCAAAGAGUCUGUAGCCAGCCAUGAGCUAAAGAUCCCGGAUGAAUUUUGCAGCGAGGAUUUGGACCUGAACAGUGACCUGCAGUACCUCCUGCCCCGGCGGCAGGGUCCAGGCCUGUGUGCCACAGGGCUGGUCAGCUACCUGGUUGCGCUACACAAUGAGCUGGUGAAUGCUGUGGAUAGCCACACCGGAGAGGACAGCAGCAGUUACAAAGUGAGUGUGGCAGAGCUAACGGAGCAGCAUGUGAUCCAGUAUGAGGUGGAGAAAGACCUGCUUCCUCUAGUUUUAUCCAACUGCCAGUACAGCUUGGAGCGUGGCCAUGAGACAAUAUCACAAUAUGACCUGCCCAGGAUCCAGCAGCAGAUCCUCACACGCUUCCUGCAGGGAAAACCCCUCAUCACCCGCACAGGAAUUCCAACCCUGGUCAAAACACAAGAGAGAGACUAUGAAACCAUUUUCAAAGCAGUGAAAGGAAAAGUGCCUCAGGAUGCUUUGUCCUCUCUCAUCCGUAACGCCUUGUCCAGAGUGCUGGACUCUUACAGCGAGGUUUGUGAGGCUCUGAAGAUUGUGGAACUGAUCCUCGGUUUCCUCUCAGUGACUGGUGGUGAUCCCAUGAUGUCGCUGGUCACUUACCUCCAGGACAACCUGAAGAUGGUUGACCACAUCGAUCAUCACAUUUCGCAGGCUCUGAGCAGAUGCAGACUCGGACACUGUGUUUCUCUGUGGCAACUCCUCUCCUCCCUCAAAUCUGAAAAAAUGCUGCAUCUCAAGAGGGAGCCCUUUUCGGGGUAUCCAGCGGAGUACCAGGUGCCGCUGACAGAGGAAGACAAGAUUGAGCUGAAGGGCUUCAUGUCCAGGGGAAACGUGGACCAAUGGCUGCUUGAGAUGCACGAGUUCCUCCUGUUGAAUCUGGGCCGCCUGCGGGCCACUGAGGACUUCAACCCAUCGUGGGGUGUGAAAGAGACUGUGGCUGCCUACAUGGACCGUAAAGAAGUGGAGGUGCCUCUUUACGUAGAAGACAAGUUUCCUGAAGGUCUGAAGCUCUCCAAGAUUGUGGAGACCUGGAAAUACGCCAUCACAGCCAAACAGGAAUGGAUGAUGGAGGGAUGAAUUGGAAGAGUUUAGAGAAUUAGAUUUACCUUUUGUACCUUUUUGCUUUAUUUGGAUCGUGACAGUGAAGAUGAGAGGAUGACAUACAGCAAAGGGCCCAUAUGUGGUAUGUGCUCUACAAAGUGAGCUACCAGGGGGCCCAACAUUUUAAUAUAUAUAAAUCUUUUAAAUAUUUUUCUGUUAUUGAAUUUUGUAUGAAGGAUAACAAACAACUCAAGGCUCUUAAAAACCAAUGAAGCAUACCAAGAAUUAUUAAACCUGAAUGCAGGAAGCUUUGAAUAUAUACAGUUUAUUUAGUGUUAACAUGAGCCAGCUGAUCAUUUACAGUUUAUCAAUAUAGUUGAAAUAAUUAAAAAAGGUGUUUUAUAUUAUUUGUAUUUGUUAUUUGUUUCAGGAUUUAUUUUUAACAUCUUUUGGAUAAAGCUUAUUUUAUUGUUUGACCACCAUUUUAUAGUCAAGAUAAUGAAUCUGCAAGGUGGUGCAAUUAACUUUUUACUUUUAUUAUACGUUUUUUUUUUUUUUUACUUUUUAUUACAAAAAUAUUUUAUCUUAAAAGAAAUCUUUAAAAGAAAUUAUGGUAGAAUUAUCAGACACAUAGCUGAGAAGGUUUGUGUAGAAGAGAUUGGAUAUUGUUUGAUGUCUUUGAUUUAUCUGAUUUAUGUUCUGUUUGUAUCUGAUUUAUGUUUGGGUUUUUUUGUUCAGUCUCAACAUGUUUUAGAUUAUAAGAGGAAAAUGUUGUAUGCCUUUGACAAAUAUAGAUGUUUUUAUUAUCAGUUUCAGGAUUAUUUUUUACAUCUUUUGCAUAAAGUUUAUUUUAUUGUUUGACCACCAUUUUAUAGUCAAGGUAAUGAAUCUGCAGGGUGGUCAUUUAACUUUUUACUUUUAUUACACUUUCUUUUUAUCUUAAAACAAA
Morone saxatilis (striped sea-bass) is the source of this 13267-nucleotide messenger RNA. Its product is annotated as E3 ubiquitin-protein ligase rnf213-alpha-like. Gene Ontology annotation, biological process: sprouting angiogenesis; ubiquitin-dependent protein catabolic process; negative regulation of non-canonical Wnt signaling pathway. Bases 1 to 12354 code for a protein of 4117 amino acids. The transcript has 51 exons. Gene Ontology annotation, molecular function: ubiquitin-protein transferase activity; ATP hydrolysis activity. Gene Ontology annotation, cellular component: nucleolus; membrane; cytosol. The record is from RefSeq and is a predicted model, not a curated record. Lineage: Eukaryota; Metazoa; Chordata; Actinopteri; Moronidae.